Messenger RNA from Prorocentrum cordatum, 411 nucleotides. The record is from the annotation of a GenBank genome assembly. NCBI's taxonomy places the organism in Eukaryota, Dinophyceae, Prorocentrales, Prorocentraceae.
AUGAUUACGGGCCGAAGGUUCCACGGACUAGGCGUGCACUGGUACGAGUAUUUGAAGGACCGUUCGAAUGCAUUUGCCUCCCACAGGUGGACUUCCCUGGACAAGUCCUGUAACUCGCUCGCGCAACAUGCUGGUCACAUUUUAUGUCGACAAAGGUAUCGCACCGCAGGGUGCACGCUUCCAUCGCGCAAGGGUUCUUUCAUGAUUAAGCCUGGUUGUGGGGCGCUGCAGGGCGACCCUUUUGCCGUGACCAGCUUUGUGCGCGCGUUUAAGGAGCUUGUUGAUCGAUGGACCGACCGUUGCCAAGAUGAGGGUCCUGGCGAGCAGUUCCUGUGGGCUACGUUCCCGUCGGUGCUGGAUCUCACUUCGGAGCCCGUCUACAUUGGACUCCAGAAGUUCGCUGGUGGCUGA